CGUCACUCAAGUCACUACGGCUCCUCCCCUCUCAAGAUGGCGAUGCGCUCAAUGUGGAAGGCGCGUGGGUGCUGGAGCUGCAUCCGGGCACUUCAUAAAGGACCCGAAGCUGCUCAGACUCCCCAGAAAGAUGCUGUGAAGCGAGUAUUCUCGGGCAUUCAGCCUACGGGAAUCCCCCACCUCGGCAAUUACCUGGGAGCCAUUGAGACCUGGGUGAGGUUGCAGGAAGAGUACAGCUCGGUGCUCUACAGCAUCGUUGACCUACACUCCAUCACCGUCCCCCAGGACCCGGCCGUCCUCCAGCAGAGCAUCUUGGACAUGACUGCUGUUCUUCUUGCCUGUGGCAUAAACCCAGAGAAGAGCAUCCUUUUCCAACAAUCUCAGGUGUCUGAACACACACAAUUAAGUUGGAUCCUUACCUGCAUGGUCAGAUUACCCCGGUUACAGCAUUUACACCAGUGGAAGGCGAAGGUUGCCACACAGAAGCAUGGUGGGACCGUAGGCCUGCUCACAUACCCAGUGCUCCAGGCUGCUGACAUCCUGUUGUACAAGUCCACACACGUUCCUGUCGGGGAGGAUCAAGUCCAGCACAUGGAGCUUGUGCAGGGUCUAGCACGAGAGUUUAACAAGAAGUAUGGCGAGUUCUUCCCGGUGCCCAGGUCCAUUCUGACAUCCAUGAAGAAGGUAAAAUCCCUCCGUGAUCCUUCGGUCAAAAUGUCUAAGUCAGACCCUGAUAAACUGGCCACGGUCAGGAUAACAGACAGCCCUGAGGAGAUCGUGCAGAAAUUCCGCAAGGCUAUGACAGACUUCACAUCGGAGGUGACCUACGAACCAACCUGCCGAGCCGGGGUCUCCAACCUGGUGGCCAUUCACGCAGCGGUGGCCAGCCUCCCCAUAGAGGAAGCGGUCCAGCAGGGUGCAGGCCUGGACACGGCUCGCUACAAGCUGCUGGUGGCCGACGCCGUGAUUCAGCGGUUUGCCCCCAUCAGGAGGGAGAUUGAGAAACUGAAGACGGACCGGGGCCACCUAGAGAAGGUUUUACAGAUGGGAUCCACCAAAGCCAAAGAACUAGCCCACCCCGUGUGCCAGGAGGUGAAGAAAUUGGUGGGGUUUCUAUAGGAAGCUUCCCCGCAUGGCAGAAAGGCUGUUAUGUCUUGUGGCCUGUGCACUCCUAAUUAAUAAAGGCAGCUUUCCUCCCAAAUGAAAAAUGAUGGCUUGGAGACAUUUAGUUCUGGUGCACAGGAUUAUUGGCUUCAUAUGAUCAAUAAGAAUUUGUAACUUUCCAAUAGAGCGGCGUUCUAAAUCCCGUCAGCAAAUGCUGUGGCCAAGAAAUAAAGAAAGAAGGCCUGAC
Molecule: messenger RNA, 1351 nt
Organism: Neogale vison (American mink)
Lineage: Eukaryota; Metazoa; Chordata; Mammalia; Carnivora; Mustelidae
Gene: WARS2
Product: tryptophanyl tRNA synthetase 2, mitochondrial
Exons: 6
Coding region: 37-1119 (360 amino acids)
Biological process (GO): mitochondrial tryptophanyl-tRNA aminoacylation
Cellular component (GO): mitochondrion; mitochondrial matrix
Molecular function (GO): ATP binding; tryptophan-tRNA ligase activity
Source: RefSeq, a predicted model, not a curated record